Molecule: messenger RNA, 1349 nt
Organism: Acaulospora colombiana
Lineage: Eukaryota; Fungi; Glomeromycota; Glomeromycetes; Diversisporales; Acaulosporaceae
Source: the annotation of a GenBank genome assembly
CGGAGAUACUGGAGCUAUGUCAUGCCAGGUGCGGCUCUCUACCUGAUUUUUACCCAUCCCAAAAAUAUUAUCUGGCCUCUUCUACGAUGCCCUCGUAUCGCUCAAGUAUACUUGUUCGUCGUCGGCGAGGACGUUGCCCUGGGCGUUUCACGUCUGUCCGAAUAGCCGUCUGCUCCUCGGGCAAUCUAGCGCCUGGACAGCAUACGGAUACGUCGAACGGCCAAACCCCAACUCCUACCGCGACGCAAUUCACGACUAGCCUGUCGACGUCCUACUCCACAAGAACGGAGCUCACAACGGAAUGGGUAACCGUGACGUCUGAUUUCUUCUUGAGGGCGCGACAGGAUCCCAACAACCCUACUCCAGGCGAUUCUUCCGUCUCUUCGUCAUCGUCUUCUAGCACUGAUGGCGGCUUCGGCGUAAACGACAUUACUUCCAUUAUACGAACCCUCACAUUCACUGAUGCUUUUGUUGUAACCAACACGAUACCACAAGUCACUCUUUAUGCCCCUUGCACCACAUCCAUUUCUUCUGUUUCAUCUCCGACAAACACCCAAUCUAUUUCUAAUGAUCCUGACCGCGCCAAUAAUUCCAACUCCACGGCCGAAGGCCCAACUUCUUUCGAUGAAGACGGAAAAAUGACGACUGUGUCCGAAGGCGUAACAAUCGUUGUCAGUGAAUAUGUCACGACAAUUAACGGAGUCGCAACGAUUACUGCUACUCCUAUUCAAACACUGCUCAACACCUCAGAUGGCACUCUCAGUCACUCUCAGAGGACCGGCGUCAUUGCAGGAGCCGCUGUGGGUGGAAUGUUGGUGCUCAUUGCUCUGUUGGGUGCCGAGGAGAAGCAAAGGCGCUUACCUCGUCGCUUACUUGAAGAUGAGGCUGACGAUUUUGACUUGCCCGCGCCAAUGACUCAGUGGGAUGGCACUUCGCUCACCACAAGUUCCUCUGCCAGCGCCCCGAGACUUUUGCGGGCACGUGGAAGUCAAACAGGAAGCUUGUUCCACGAGAAUGUAUGGCCACCUCCUACUGAGGUGAUGCAAGAUCCAUUGGUUACAAGCCAUGAUCUUGGCAGUUCCAUCUCUCUCGCCAUGGGCCUUCCUGUUGAGAUGUCCUCACCUCAACAGAUGCAUCCUGGAGUUGCUUUUACCUCGGCUGAGCCGAUUGGUGCGGUGGGCAGACAGCAACGAUCCUCGGGAUAUGAAUCUGUACGCUCGAUGGAUUCAUUCGACUAUGGACGCGCGCAUUCGCGCGCAGAAUCAGCAGAACCCCUCCUAGAAAACACCGCAAGAAACAUUUCUCCUCCACCUUUAAUGCUUCACACCUCACCACCGGCUUCAGAGGCC